AUGGCGUGCCUGAAGCUGGGUUCGAAAUCUGAGGUCUUUCAUCUUGCUGGCCGAACUUGGCUUUGCUCAACUGGACUUGCAAGUGAUGUUAUUGUUGAAGUUGGAGAGACAUCCUUUCAUCUCCACAAGUUUCCGUUGCUAUCAAGAAGUGGAUUAUUAGAAGAACUUAUUGGAGAAUUGAGUGAGGAUGAGAAUUACUGUAGUUUGCAACUGCAUGACAUUCCUGGUGGAGCCAAAGCCUUCUUGGUUGUAGCCAAAUUCUGUUAUGGUGUAAGGUUAGAACUCAAUCCGCUGAAUGUAGUUGUUGUGAGGUGUGCAGCCGAGUAUCUUCGCAUGAAUGAAGAUUAUGGAGAAGGAAAUCUCAUCAUGCAAGCAGAGGAUUUUCUGAAUGAAAUACUUGGCAAUUGGACCGACUCAAUUAAAGUACUUGAAACCUGUGAAGAAGUUUUGCCUCAUGCAGAAGAGCUUCAUAUUGUUUCCAGAUGCAUCAAUUCAUUGGCAAUGACAGCCAGUGCUGAUCCGAGUUUAUUCAGUUGGCCUAUGUCGGUAAAAGGUGCAGCGCAGAGCCCAGAAGGUGUGAGGUUCUGGAAUGGAAUAAGCACAACAGCCAAACCACAUGCAGUUAAUGAAGAUUGGUGGUUUGAGGAAGUCUCCUUCCUAAAGUUACCUUUUUAUAAAAGGCUGAUUCGUGCUGUUGAAUCCGGCGGUAUGAAUCUAGAGAAGGUUGCCGGUUCCGUUAUGCACUAUGCAAGGAGGCAUCUUUCCUUGUUGGGCAGGCAAUCGAGUUUCCCAAAUGGAAACCGUGCUGGUCCUGCAUCAACUGUUUCUGCUCCAUCUGACGCAGAUCAAAGGAACCUUCUUGAAGAGAUAGUGGACUUACUACCUGAUCAGAAGGGUGUUACACCAACCAACUUCCUGCUUAGGCUUCUGCGCACAUCUAUGAUUUUGCAUGCUAGCCCAUCAUGUCGAGAGAUAUUGGAAAAGCGGGUUGGGGCGCAGCUGGAACAAGCAGCUCUUGAAGAUCUCCUGAUACCAAACAUGGGUUACUCAGUGGAGACCCUCUAUGAUAUUGAUUGUGUUCAGCGGAUUCUUGAUCACUUCAUGCUAAUGGAUCGUGAUUCAGUUGAUUAUUCUUCUAACAGCAUAGUGGAUGAAGGCCAGUUGAGUGAUGGGUCUCAAGCACUGACUCGGAUGACCAUGGUGGCUCAUUUGGUGGAUGGCUAUCUUGCUGAAGUGGCACCUGAUGUUAACUUGAAGUUACAGAAGUUUCAGUCACUAGCUGCUCUUAUCCCUGAAUAUGCAAGGCCAUUAGAUGAUGGACUUUACCGUGCUAUCGACAUAUACCUCAAGGCCCAUCCCUGGCUGACAGACUCUGAGAAGGAGCAAAUCUGCAGGCUCAUGAACUGCCAGAAGCUUUCAUUGGAAGCCAGCACACAUGCAGCCCAGAAUGAGAGGCUACCACUCCGCAUCAUUGUCCAAGUUUUGUUCUUUGAACAGCUUCGUCUACGGACAUCAGUUGCCAGUUGGUUCUUUGUAUCCGAAAACCUUGAGAACUCACAGAAUCUGAGUGCGAAUCUCGCCCUUGUUAGGAAUGAAGUACCUGUUCAAGCUGGCACCAGACGACUGGAUCGGAUUGUAGCAGUCGAUGACAUGAAGGAGAGGGUUUCUGAGCUUGAGAAGGAAUGUUUGAGCAUGAAACAAGAGAUUGAGAAGCUGGUGAAGACAAAAGGGAGUUGGAAUUCCUUCUUGAAAAAGUUUGGAUUGAUGCUCAAGUCAAAGCCUGAUUAUGAGUAUGGCUCUUGGGGUUCUUGA
Molecule: messenger RNA, 1812 nt
Organism: Fragaria vesca subsp. vesca
Lineage: Eukaryota; Viridiplantae; Streptophyta; Magnoliopsida; Rosales; Rosaceae
Product: BTB/POZ domain-containing protein At5g03250-like
Exons: 5
Coding region: 1-1812 (603 amino acids)
Molecular function (GO): protein binding
Source: RefSeq, a predicted model, not a curated record